Molecule: messenger RNA, 2492 nt
Organism: Cuscuta campestris
Lineage: Eukaryota; Viridiplantae; Streptophyta; Magnoliopsida; Solanales; Convolvulaceae
Source: the annotation of a GenBank genome assembly
GAAAAAAGUUUUAGGACGAAGGGAGUACAUAAAACUAUCCAAAAGCUGUUCUCCAACAAGUCCAUACCCAGUUGAAAUAUACGGAGUCCUCUUCAAAAAUACUCGUAAAAAAUAGGAGAGAGAGAAGCCUGAGGCUAGGAUUUUUAGAUCUGAAUCGAAGAGAAAAAGAAUGGAUGUGGUGAGGCGAUGGGGCGAUCCUCUAGAUGUGAAUGGUGGUUGUGGAGAGUUGAAUUUUCAACGUUCGGAUCGUCACGACCGAUCGAGGUUUAAGAUAGCUUCAUCAGAUCCGAUGGUGCAGCUGUUAGAGGAGAAGACAACCUUUCCAAAUGUAUCGAGUUUAAAGAUAGCCUCAUCAGAUCCGAAGGUGAAGCUGUUAGAGGAGAAGACAACCUUUCCAAAUGUAUCGAGGUUAAAGAUAGCUUCAUCAGAUCGAACUGUGAAGCUGUCAGAUGAGGAGACAACCUUUCCAAAUGUAUCAAGGCAUCGACAACAAUGUCUAAAAAAUUCCUUCUUUAACACCUGCUUCCAGUUCAUGAGAUCAUACAUCCACAAACCUUCCGCACCUAUUUCAGACGAAGAAAAUGAGAUUGGCAAACAAUAUCUUGAUACUGAAUACCCCAUUUAUUACCAUGCCUUCAAACAUGUGCCUAUUGUCUGGGUAGGCCACCAAUUGAAUCUUUUAGACUUGCUAGGUGAUAAACUCUUGUGUUUCUACAGUACCAGGACUCAAAACAUUCCUAAUCCUAGCAUUCAGCCCAACAACAGAUCCAGAAGUUAUGCGGUAAGCACCCCCUUAAACCUGAUGGGUAAAUAUGUUAUGAUUUGUUGCGUGUUUGUUCCUUCGAUAUGGUCUUCAGCCGAUGCGCGCAUGAUUUAUCACACAUCUUUAGCUUCUCACGAGCUCGCUAGAAGAGGCGAUUUUGCGCUGGUGGUGGUGCCAAUGAUGAGGAAUGGUUUCACUCAUUCCUUCUCUGCCUAUGAACACUUCUUUUCAGGCUUUUCCUGCCUUGCUGUCCCUUUCGGUGAAUAUCUUCGCCGUGAGUACAUUUGCUCGGUACUUGGUUUUGAUGGUCAGCCUAAAGCUUUGAUUCUUGAUCCAUCUCAGAGGGUGCUUUACCAUGGCCAGCCCGAGAUGUUUAGUCGGGUUGGAGGAGCUGAGGAUGGUGCUUUUCCCUUUACUCCGGAUAGAGUGGGUGCUUAUUUAUGCCAUGAACGUGGUUGGCAUGAUCACUACUCCCUCAAUGAGCUUUUGGGCCUUAGAGACACUGAUAACUUAAAAGAAAGUUUGUGGGGAUUUAUGUGUGCUUNCUUUGAUGGUAGCAGUUUAUAUGAGCUUGAGGCGGUUUACAAGGAAUGUUGUAAACGGGGGAAAGAGUGUGAGCUUGAGAUUGUGGUGGUGGGUGUUCCCUUUGUUGGGAUGGAGCCCCCAAAGUUGAUGGAGAAGUUUAUGAUUGAAGCUCUUGAGAGUGUUAAGCUGCUAGGCUGGUGGUUUUUGCCUUUCAACAACACUGUGAGCCAUAGGCUAUGUCGGAUGCGAAGUGACAGUCAGGAGGAUGGCCUUUUCAUUGUGGAUCCUGUUAGAAAGUAUGUGGAUGUAUACGGAUUUCCAGUCAUGGCUGACUUUGGCGGCGUGGACGCUUAUCCCUUCAACAGGAGGAAUUUGAUCGAGAAGGAGUUUGAAAGGAAAAUGGGACUGAGAUUGAAGUCAUUACUACAUUCCUGUUGGGAACAACAUGUAAUUAAAAGGCUCAAUAAUACAGAUGAGGAGGUUCCUUUGGCACAAGUGCUUGAGAAGAUGCCUUUUGUUGUUCUUUAUAUGUACAAAGGGGGUAAGGGAAAGGGGCAUUCAUCAAGUGUGGUGGUGGUUACUGUGAGCAUGGAUGGCAUUGAUGGUGAUACUGAUUGGUUCCUUGAAACGGGGUGGUCGGUGUGCCGUGCAGACCCAUUCAAGUCAGCCAAAAUUCGCGAUGAAUACUUCUUCCAUCGUCAAUGUAGGCCAGAUGAGGUGGUUGUUGCAUUUUGGGAAGAUGGUCGGAUUCAAUCUUUGGACGCGUCUCAUAUCAUGGAAUGUCAAGCCCCUCCUUUCCAUGCCAAUAAUCUACGCGCGGAGAUUGCUAAGGAAUUUUAUAAGACCGGGUUUCAUUACAUGUAUCAUGCUGCAGCACUUUGACUACCUAGCUCCCAAUGCAUGUUACACAUCCCCACUUAUAUAUCGUCGUCCCAGGGGCAUGUUUGCAUUGACAAAACAACCAACAUUUUUGUACUCAUGGCUAUCAAGUCGUCGACUAUGCAUCCGGUUGCUGGGAAGGGACAAUUGACUGAGGCGACGGGAGUGAAGGACAGUGAAAUCCAAAUCUGAAAACCCUAAAAACCCUAACCCAGGGUGUAAGUAGAUCCGGUCCCUCUAGCCCAAGAGGGAAGGAGGUCUGCCCCCGCAGCCGUGCUCAUCCCAGCCGUCCUGUUUGAUUUACUAGUAAAUCUGUGAGCCUGCU